UCGGAUAACCGGUUAAUAUUUAAUUUAUUUCAAAAAUUAUUAUUUAAUUACUUGAACAGCACGUAUACAAUUUCACCAGUAAAUGAGUUUAUAUUACACGUAACCUACGUAUAAAUAUAAAAAAUUUAGAGAAAACCCUACAAAAAACAAAUGAACGUUAUAGAUAGUAGAUACCCAACUCAACAAAACAAAUGUCCGGUUCGUGCGCCCAUUUCGUAAGUUCCUCGAACGAUAAUUUCGAUCAACGCCCUUAAAAAUAUUGGUUUAAUUUACUUUGGCUGUAAAUAAUUGUUUUUUAGUUUUACACGUAAUCUAUUAAUAGUAUAGGGUUUGCAGUCGUUGCACUACGACCAGAUUUCGACGGGUUUUCUACUCCUAAUUUCUGAACCAGUAGGCGAAAAGGAAUCAAGUUUCAUUUUCUAUUUUCCAAGUGUUUUCAUGAGGAACGUUUAAUCGCAUGUACGUGCGGAACAAUUGGUAACCUUUUGUGUAUCGUGUCCAAUUUGUACCGAAGAUGACAGGAAAUAGAGAGCCCCUUUCACCCUAGAGACAGUGUUAUGGUAGUUUCCUUCGAUGUGGAGUUCGUCAUCUUAUAAACGAGGCACGAAUGGUUACUCCCAGGAGCGAGGUGUGCAAUGGUGAUAGCAAAGAGCAAGAGAGUUAAUCCACAUAUGAACAGCACAGUGAAAAAUAUGGAUUAUAACUGGACACCUGCUCCAGAACCGCCCAAUAACCAGGACGCGGCGGUGCCCAGGGCGAUCUUCAUUCCUCACUCCAACUCUUUGCCAUUUGACGAAAGACGCGUUUCAUUGGAACAACCUGUCAAGAUCGGGCGCAAUGUCUACCGGGCGACCGCUUCACCCACGAACACAAUAUUCGAAUGCAGAGUUCUGUCCCGACACCAUGCUACCCUUUACUACGAGAAAGGACACUUUUAUUUGGUGGACAAUCAGAGCAGCAACGGCACGUUCGUGAACAACAACCGGUGCACGCUGACGAAGGAGCCGCACGAGGUGUUCUCCGGGGACGUGGUGCAGUUCGGCAUCCCCGUCGUCGAGAAUGCCGGCAACACGGAGAAGAACACAUUUCCACCAGUGGUGGCGCUCCUCAAACUGUUCCACCCGGACGGCAAGGAGGCCAAGCUCUCCUUCAACCCCACCAUGACCACGCCGCUGCACCUCAAGGAGUUGUAUCAGCUCAACAACUUUGUACAGGAAGCGAUCCAGCGCGAGGCGUCGCUGGAGACUCGGCUGCGCACGCUGCGCGAGUGCGUGGAGCGGACGCGCGCCGACGCCGCCGCCUCGUGGGAGAUGUUCGUGGGCGAGCAGCGGCUGCUCAUGCGCGUGCACACGCUGGAGGCGAUGCUCGCCGCCGGCAAGCACCCCGACCACUACAGCGUGGCGCAGCUGCUCGCCGACAAGAGGAACUAUCAGGAAGUGGCGCAGGACAGCCUGCGCACAGCCCACGAGCAGAGGUUGGCGUUGGAGGAGUCGCUGGAGCGGCGCAGUCGCGAGGCGGCCUCGCUGCACCAGCAGAACUACACGCUGCGCCAGGCGGCCACCAACGCGCUGCAGGAGUUGCAGAAGCUGGCAGCGCGCUGCGACCGCAAAAUGUGCGCGGCGCGGCUCGCCAUCGCGGCCGCCGAAGAGCGCGAGCAGACGCUGCGGAAACAUCUGCCGCUCGCUUACUCAGUCCAAAACGGCGAAGCAAAGAUGCUGGUGGUGUCGACGGACAGCAACAAGUUGCAGGAGGCGAAGCGCGGCGGCUCGCUCGAGGACGCCAUCCGAGCGCUGCCCGAUUAUAUCAAGCUGUUGCUGCCUCAGAACUUGCUUAACAAGGUGGGUAUAAAGUCAAUAUCGGCCGAUGGGAAAUCAGCGAAGGAAUUUGAACUGAUACUGAAGAAGAACAAUAUAUACAAUUCAGAAGCUUUAUAUAUUACAGAGAAGCAACAGGCGGAGGAAGGAGACGUCAGCGGCAGCGGGGAGAAGACCGGGGACCUUUGUACUGACGACGAGAAACACUCGCGGCUCAACCACGAUGCAGGUCAUGAGUUGGAAUCUUUGAGCCCGUUGGACGGUGAACUCUGUCCCGACAAUAACGCUAACUCGACCUACACUGAUGCCGACUUCAAGGAGGAUUCGCCUAGCAAAGCCGGCGUCGAGUAUGCGAACGUCCUCCGUGUGAUGGCGGGUCUCAACGAGGAGAUCAAGGUGCUGCGCGAGCGGCUCGCGGCCGAGGCGGCGGAGAACGAGCAGCUGCGCGGCGUGCGCGACGAGCUGCUCGCCGCGCAGGAGGAACCGCGCGCGCCCGCGCCCGCCGACGACGCCGCCGCCUACCGCGCGCGCAUCGCCGACCUGCAGGAGCAGCUGUCGCGAUCGACAGUGGCGGGCGAGGCCAACCUCGUCGAGAUCCAGCGGCUGGCGUCCAGCGCGGCCGACAUGCAGGCCGAGCUCGCGUUCCGGCCGACGCGCGCCGACAUCGACGACCUCACCGCCGUCGUGGGUAAGCUGCGCGCCGACGUGCUGGCGCGCGACCGGCAAAUCGAGCGCCUGCAGGCCGACGUCGAGCGCCGCGCCACCGCCGACAAGGCCGUCGACACCGACGACCGCGCCGACGCCGACGACAGCGUCGACGCGAAGCAGAUCUCCGCCGAGAUCGACGAGAUGUUCCGGCUCGACUACGACGACGACGACGAGGACGACGAGAGCGAGUCCGUCGCCACCGAGAUCAACAAGGAGGCGGAGGAGCUGACGCCGAGCGAGUAUGUGCGGCUGCAGGACGACGUGCGGCUGCAGGUGACGCUGCAGAACGGCAGCCUGCACGCGCUGGAGGAGGAGCUGGUGCGCGCCAAGGAGCGCUGGGCCGAGGCGAGCGCCGAGCGCGCGCGGCUGGCGGCGCAGCUGCACUCGCUGCAGGGCAAGGCGCGGCCGAGCCUGGCGCACGUGGCGGCGCUGGCGCUGCCCGUGCUGCUGGCCUGCCUCUACUACCUGCUGCUGCCGCACAUCUCCUGAUGGACCGCCACGUGGGACCCGCCCGGGUACGCGUAACGCUGACGCCGCCCGCGACGCCGCCAGCGCGCCUCGUGGACGAACACACUUCUAACUUUUGCUCACUUUCAUUUAUUGUCUGUUUGAUCGACUUCCAUAAAGUGCUGAGGUUCGCGUUUCGGCGCCUGCAACGAAUAAUGUGCACUGUUGUUCUAACGAAAAUCUGUUGUUUUGUUUCGACGAAACAUGCUCGGGGGACACUGCAUUGGCGCACAACGGGAAAAAGAUUUUAACACUCAUACAGAAACCGUUGAAAUCGUAUCACGUUUUUUUUAUUAAUGUUUGGGUUUAAUAUUAAUAGUUUUAUCGAAAUAAUGAUGAAUUGAAAUAUACUUUUAUUUCGAUAAAUACUAAUAUUACAAGAAGUACUAUAAAAUCUUUUCCUAACCGUGCGCAUCUUGUGACUCGAUCGACCUCUGUAUAUGCAUUUUUCGAUUAUUUACGCAAAGCGACUGGACCGAAGAUAAUUUGGGUAAGAUUGUUGGUAAUGCUAAUUUAUUAAAUUCAGAAGCCUCUAUAAAAUAUUUAUGACUAGACUUGAAUUUUAAAAAUAUGCAUUACAAGAAUCUACCUUAUCGGAAAUAUCUACCUAAGAUGUAAUGUAUAACAUAAUGUAACGACUAAUAUUGUAAAGUAAAUUUGUAAAUUUUAAGGAAAUUACUGUUUCACAUAUGUAUAUCCCAUUUUGUCACUUUGGAAAUUACAAUUUUCUGACGACAUUGAUAUUUAAAAAUGCAGUUGUUUGCAACAAAACAAUGGGCUAUGCAUUGAUGUAAAUCGUAGACAGAGAAGUAAAUAGACGUAUGUGACACCACAUUUAGUUCGGUUUGGUUUUACAAGACAAUUUAACAGUUAAUGAACCAACAUCAUAAUAGGGGAGCCCGGGAUGCUAAAUUUGCAGUUACUCGAGAGUCAUGAAGACCGAUUGCAUUUGGUAGAUUAAAUUAUAGGAAGAAUAAAUGGUAUUUUCUAUUUUUGCUUUUAGCGGUGGAAUAAAAAAAGUACAGACUUUAAAAGCAAUUUUUAUUACUUUGGCUUACUGAAAUUGUCAGAAAAUUUUAGCGAUUAAUUAGGGGGUAAUUUCUUUUAAAAAACCGUAAAAAAUUAAUCGAGUUACAACUCGAGAAUCAAAAUAUAAGGGUUUUAUUUUGUAACUUUGAAACCCUCCCAUUCUAUUACGUUACGCUCAAAUCGUCAGAUUUUCGAAAUGCACAUUGUUUAGCUAUCAACUCGCCUACCUUAUCAUAAUCUGACGUGCUGGUUGAGUAUUUCCGAAGCUAGUUUUGUUUUUUGGUUUGCCCUAAACGUACCUACCAAUAUUAAGGGCUCAUACUUGGUGCAUGCUCAUACUUGCACGUUGUUGAGUACCUUACUCAACAACGUGCAAGGCAUAGUCCCUUAUGUUUAUCUGCCGCGCUCGAGUAACUGCAAAAAUCCCCUCUUCGGCUCUCCUACUAUAAGUAUUUGGUCUGAGUCGAAAAGUUGCGCAUUGUUGCAUAAUUAUUAUUUCUCUGUCUAUGAUGUAAAUUUGUACCUGUAUAAUUACGCUCGUGCUAGCCGUUUCCGGUCGAGGGUCGUAUUGCGAACAUAUUUACGGAAUUAGACUAAUUUAGUGUGUAUUAUAAAAGAAAAAUAAUUACGGAAUAGAAUAUUUCCUUAUUAUUGACCUUCGACUCGAAUACGAGGCUGGUUCGCGUCGCUCGGAAGUCGAAAUAGAAUUAAAGAGAAUAAUUUCAGCAGCGGUAUUCAUUUAAAAUGUAUAUUUUUUUAUUCAAAAAUUCACAAUUCUUAUCUAAUUUUUUUGACUUACUUUCCUAUUGAAACUUCAUGUCUGUCCGUUUGUAGUGACUAGUGAUGUUCACUGGUUAUCACUGGUUUAUGAUCACUGGUUUAAUGAGACGGUUAUGAAAGAUCAAUAGGGUCCUAGAUACCAGUCCUGGGUCGGGCUAUUAAAUAUUACUGGAUGUUUUUCUUCCACUAAUAAUUUCUAAAUGGUAGGUUUCCAGCAAGGGCGUGCACAAGGUUUUUAGUUAGGAUAAGCAUACAAAUUGUACUAAAUAGAAAAUUAAUUGAUUAUGAAACACGGCUAAAACUCACGUGAUAUUACGUCGGAGUAUGCCCGACUAGUUUCGAACCCAUACGGGGCCCUUAGUCAUGAGCUGGUUCUUGCAUCGCGGCACGAUCCAAACUGAGUUUUAGCCGUGUUUCAUAAUCAAUUAAUAUGAAUAACACUCACGAUAGUUUAAAUUCUAAAAUAGAAAAUUCCUUAUAAAGGUUCGUAAUGAGUCCUCAGGAUAAGCAGUGCAGUUUUGCAUUUAUAAAGCGCACGCCACUGGAGUCUCCAGUACCGCUUAACACAUGUAAAGCCAUUGAUUAUUUCGGUCCUGUGAUAUUGUUUCAUCAGUCUAUCAAUAAAUGAAAAAGAAAUUGCACCAGUGUUAGUUCACACUCUUGUGCACUUGAAUAUUUCCCGAGUAGUAUAAAAAUGAGGUUCACUGCCUUGUCUAAAAUUUGGUCUGUUUGACAUUUAUAUGUACAUUUACGUAUGUCCAGUGGUAGAAGGUUCGAUAGUUUCAUACUAAUUCCACAUCAUCACUUGCAGUCUAUGUGUAAGUGUUAGAAACGACCUUCACCCAUCUGUUUAAUGGAUGUAAAGUGUUUUAUAUCAAACUUAGUAUGUUAAAUAAUAUAUUGCGAGUAGGUUGCCUAAAAAUUUCCUGUCCAAACUAUUAUUAACUAUCAUUAAUGAGAGUUUGACCAGGAGAGGCAACCUACUCGCAACAUUUUUCAACAUACCAAAUUUGAUGUAAAACACUUUUCAUCCAUUAAACUGGUGGGUGAAGGUCGUUUCUAAUACAUAUACUUAGACUGCAAGUAAUGAUGUGGAAUUAGUAUGAAACCAUCGAUCUCCAAUUAAAAAGUGGAUGCACAAUCAAUGUCCCCAUUCAAUGAGUGAUAAACACAACUUCUUGGCACUCAAUUAAAGUAGUCGCAUUUGCAAAUUCAACCUUAAACUCAAUUCAUAUGGUUGAAUUUGCUCUGUAUUUGGGAUUUAAUUGAAUAUUGGACUAUAUUUAAUGGCCUUUAGGUAUAAUUUUCUUUACCAGUAAUUCUAAAUCUGUCAAAGCAAAUUUGACCAGUUUUAAAGUGAAAUUUUCUACAUGAUUGUGUGUCAUUUUAUUUUAUAAGAGGUAUGAAACAGCUGCUGUGGUUAUUCUGUAGGCUUGCAUCGAAAGUGCCAUUAUAGUGUUGGCGUCGCGGCGGUGUAAGAUAGAGUUGUUUCUGUAAAAGUGUCACUAUCCUAUCGAUAAAAAUAUAAAUUUGUUGUUACAUCUGCCAUAAUAAAUAACUUGUACAUUUUUAAUCUUAAGGCCUAACGACUGUCUUGAGUUUUAAUGGAUAAAUUAAUAUUGAAAAAAAAAAAAAUUAUGUCGUGCGAGCUUUUUGUAAAUUUUUCGAUCGUACGAUUUAUUAUCGAUGGCGAAGUAAAUUUCUCCUUGUUGAAUUGUGUAUCUAUUUUAGGAGUCGAUGUAGUAUAAGAGCGAAUGAACGAUUUCAUAUGCAUCGAAUAAAAUGUGAAAAUAAAAGCAAUAAUGUUAAAUAUAGACACGAUAGUAAGGUUCUUUGCUUAUAAUGAAUUGACCAGACAAUUGCUUAUUAUUAUCAAAUGAAUUUAUGGUACAAAUAUACGAAUGAGUUCUAUGAUAAGCAUAAAGACUUCGAUUUAAAAUGCUAGCGAAUGUACAGUGGCUUAUAAUGUAAGUAGCUUAUAAAAUGUUAUAGCCAAUAUGCAGAUGGUAUAUAUUUGUUGGAGUCAGUUCAUAAAUAGAGAAGAACGUUAAACGAUUUAUUAAAUUAAAUAUAAUAUGAUCCGAUGAAUAUGAAGGUCUCAUUCGUCUCGAACUCUUGUCGAAAGACUCCUCUACAAUCUCGUUGAGAAUUGUCAAAAAUCAGAUGGUGUUUUGACGAAUCACGUAUAGUACGUUUAACGGGGCGAGAUAAAAUACGUAAACACACCUGUGUGCCUAGUGGGAGUUUUCAAUAUUUUCAUACUGUUACUAUCACGUUGACGUAAACGCAAAUUUAUAUGGAAUUGAAACAGUUGUGCAGUAGUGCCACUAGAUGGCGCUGUUUCAAUUCUUUAGAAAACCGCGUUUACGUUACGUGACAGUAACAGUAUCAGACUGCAACUAGGCCCUCUGACUGUUACUAAGAUAUACGAAAGUAAGCGAGUAUCAUCUCUGUCUUGUGUAUCUGUGUGUUGUAAGAAAUCAUGUUCAGUUCAGAGCUCAGACUAAUUAGAUAAAGACCUGCCUCGCAAGACAUUAUUUUUCUGUCAAAGUAUAUGAUCAACGAUCUUAUACGAUUAUAAACACUGUCUUUAUAGAAUCGAUGUUUCAUAGUUUACAAUCGUGUCCGUCGGUUAAAAACCUCCGUAAGAAUACCUUCUUGUGUAGUUAAAUGGUGUAAAAAACGAACAAAAACUGCUGGUUUAGUAUAAGAUAUGUAUGAAAUCUAAGCUCGUUUUCCUUAGAAAAUGGCAGAAAAUUUUGUUCGUGAAAUUGGGUGCGAUACUAGUCCUUAUGUAUUUAGUCUGAGGUUCAGGGAGACAAAAAACGAGGCAAUUGUAAUUGAAUAUGUUUGUUCCUAUCGCACGACCUGUCAAAAACGCGAUCUCUUAGCGGUCGGACUUUCAUUUGUUUACGUUCUCUAUCUCGCGGCGUUGGACGUACUAUAGCUCAAUGAUAUGGUUAUCCUCAACGAGAAUGUAGAGGUGUGAUAAUAUAGUGUGUUCAUCGUUAUAAUAAUGUAGGAUUGUGUCGCGGACCGCAGCUAAACCGUAACAUCGCUUUCGGAAGCUACACAUAUCAAUUUUGUAUAAAUUCGCGCGGUACAGCGGUGUCGGCUCUUGGUUUAUACGUUUGGCAUACGGAUUGCUUCGAAUAUUUUGCAUUUUUCUAGUCUUUAGAAACGACGUAGGUGUUUGUUGCACGGCAUCUGGCGCUUUUAUGAGUACGAGGCGCGUUCACAUUAACCGCCAAUUGCCGUGCGGCACUCGGUUAUAGCUAAGUGGUAGAUGGCAAAUAAAUUAGCUCGUGGAUAUGUCUAUUAGCGGAUCCAGUCAAGCUUCACUUUGACAGGUACGCAAGCAUCAAUCGCUAGAAAGAUUUCGGCGACAAACGGAGUUUUUAGCUGCUUUUAUAUAGGAUAAAUAAAUAAAUAUUUAACUAAUUAUAAUUUUAAUUGCUGAAUUGGUUCGCUCACUUGAUCUCUUUCGGAGGAUAGAAUUGAAUGAAAUUUUAUUAUCUAUAAGCUGUACGAUAUAUAGCCCAGCUGGAAGAAGAGUAACCAAGAUAAAUAAAUCAAAUUAAACCAAUAGGAACUUAUGUCCGUAUAUAUUUACUUGUAUUUAAAUUACAAGAAAUAAUUAUUUAUUUUACAUGAAAUAUGUGAAAUGUUUCAUACUGUUUAAAGAAGGUAAAAUAUUUCAAAUCGUAUACACAUACUAAAAAUUGUCAUUUGGAUUGAAUGAAUUUACUUUCGGUCUAAAGGUUCUAUAGGUUUCUUAGAUUCAUCUACGAGCAUAUUUAAUUUGCCACCAAAGGCAACUAAACACAACGCGAGUUAUUCAAAUGUAAGCGACAUGUUCUUUCUAGGCACCAAUUUUAUCGCCUUAUUGAAACUAGUCUCGAAGGAAACUAUCGCUUGUCUUCGAAAACCUUAACGUUAAGACCUACCUAACUUAGCUAUAAUGUGUAUCGCAAUUUACCACGGAUGAAACUGUUGGCCGCGUUUCUGACGCGGUAGCUGACGGCUAAUCUGAAAGCGCCUUUAGGGUGCGUCCAUACCUGACGUAAAACCGUGUGUCGGGCUUACACUUAAGUAAUUUACUGCUUUUCCAUACAUUAUGGUUACAUAAUGCGGAUGCUAUACUGUAGUCACUUCAGGACAGAGGUCUUGCGUUUAAUUUUAGAGCCUCAAUAGCUCAACGAUAAAGCGGUCGGACUCAUCACCGAGGGGUGGUGGUUGGAUCCCCGUCCCGUGUAUUGUCGUAAUACAGUCUUAUCCGACUAGUUGGAGGGGAAUGGAAAUAUUGGUCAUAUGGAUGGAUGGAUCCAAUUGGGAAAAAAACCCAAAUUAGACAACUUAUUUCACUUACUUUAAUUUGGUCUGGUCUGUCUAUAUUACACCAUUAGGCCCUAUAAAUGUAAUAGGGCCUAUCCUAAGCAAUCUUUUGAUCAGUGGCUACCAUCAAUGCACUUUUCGGUGAAAGGUCGCCUUGCACCUUUAAAUUAAAACUGCAGUCCAAUGUUAACAUGAAAAAAAUGAUGUUUAGUUCGUGAUGAUGACGGCGAUGAUUGAUGAUGUGUCGACUUUGGUUUUAUCAUCUUAACUAAAGAGUGCCGGUUAUAGUGGCAUAACCGAAGUGUGUUAUGAAAGCCUUGUUACAGUUUGCGGUUAAUUACGUCAAGUAUGGAUGCCUUCUCGAUGCCGUGUCGAGAUGUUCGAAUAUUAUUUAGGAAAACGUGUUUAGAAUUCUUUUAUGUUAAUUUUAGAUGUAAAGUCUGGUUGGGAGAUGUCGUUUAAUGAAAAGCAAACGCAAUGUUAUACUCCGCGCCAAACAUCUAGUCCGCUCUUAAGUUGCUCACGAACUGCGCACAAAUAAUAUACCCGCUAAGAAAUGCUUUUGCGCCUCGUGUUCAGUGCGGACUAGAACUUUGGCACGAUUUAUAUGACACUCGAUAUUGUAUGAAGAGCAAUAAUUCUUUGUUAUGAUUUACUUGUCUUUACUUACACUGGUAAUUACUUGGUAUACUGUACGCAAUUAUGAAUGUUUGUGUAGAUUUUGAUACUGUUGCAAUACUGUUAGAAUGAGAGAUUAUUUCAUUGUAGCUUAGUGGUAGGGAAGAUCGAGCGUUGAAGUGCGUUUGACCUAUGCAAGUUUGAGCAUUAUUUACCAUAAUCAUUAUUCUUUAACCUUAUCUUCUUUUGUUGUAUUGUGUUUAACUGUAGAUUAUAGUUUUUUAGUGUUACCAUAUUUAGUUUGAGGGGUGAGAAUAUUUUUCAUGUUUAAAAGACGUGACCAAUAUUAUUCAAGGACAUUUAUGAGUACAAGCAAAUGUCAUUGACAGAAAUUGUCAAGCCUUGAAAGGGAAGAAUGAAAGGUUCUUCGACUCCUCUCAGUUGAAGGUUAAGAGGUUGAUUAACCCAAGAUUAUGUAAAGAUAUUAUGUCUCAAUACGUGUAUUUAAAAACAAUAUAUACCUAUUCGUACACGUACUCGUAGAUGGCAAUGUAAAUGCUAUUUGCAGCUUUAUUAGAAUGGGUUAAGGUUGACAUUAUGAAUUAUCGCAAACAAUGCUCUGCUCUUUAACGCUCGGUUUGCUCUAACCAAUACUGUGUUUUGAGUUUGCUCCACGGUUUUAUUGUCACUUAUGUUUUUUAACUUUCACUUAUUACGUUUUAUGUUGUUUUGUAAAGUAGGCUUCAUAGGACUCGACCGGUGACUGCAAGACUACGUGUAGUAAUAAAUUAUUUUUACUUGGUAUCUGGACACGUUCGCACGCGUGACUUCUUUAGUGAUCAACUUGAUGAUUAAACCAGGUGUUCCCAAUCUUUUUCAUCCCGCGGUAUGAAACCACUUAAGUAUUUUGUCACGGCGGCCUACCCUUUGAAAAAGUAAGAAAUAGGCAACUAUAAUAAUAGUUGACAUAAGUAGGUACCUAUGUUCUUUAUCAAUGCGAGCGCUCAAAUGUUUUUGGCUUCGGAUAGUGAAUGAGGAACGACUCACGGCGCCCCUCUUAACAUUCUACGGCGCACACUUUGGGAACCACUGGAUUAAACGAUAGACAUGUCGUCCCAACCACUCAAUUUACAGCAGCGUUCCUGCCGACCGGUCGUAUCCUUAGCUGCUUAUGUGUGUGACUAUCGCGUCCCAGGCAUAACGUCCGGACGUAUGCUCUCUCCCAAUCGAUUUACAAUUUUAGGAGGAAGCCUGAAACUGGAGCCCGUGACUAAAUAUGCUCAGAGGCACAAUUAUCAGCCCAAUUUAAUAUACUCGUGUCAUACAUAAAGUUGGCCGAUAAUUGUGCCUCUGAGUAUAGUUGCGGAGUAAAUGUUAGCUUGGUUGAGUAAAUGUUAGCUUGGUUUAGACCUACUCGUAUAAUGCGGCUGUCAAGGAGUUAAAAUGUGAUUGGGAACGAUAUCUUGCAUUCACUCAUAGAAAAUACACGAACAUAAUGUGUCAAGGUGCCAAGUAAAUAUGAUUUAGAUUAAUCUGCACAAAAAUACUUGAGUAUCAAGUAUUUUUGUGCAGAUUUUAGCUCACCGAUGCAAGGUUUUACUUGCACGCGACAUUUGCUCGAAUUUGCGCAAACUAUAGUUAGCAUUUUGCUUGCAAGUUCUACAUUGUAUUUGCAGGUAUAUUUAAUUCUUUACUGCUUGUAAGUUGUAACUUGCAAUCGAAAAUGUGAUGUUACUGAGAGUUUGCGUCCUAACCGAUGGGCCACGACAAGGUGAAUCACUCUGUGCUGCAAGCGUCACUGUUGAGCGUUGUAAAUGCUAAAAUAUGCCUAGUGCUGCAAAUUAUAUCUUUUACUAUAUUUGAUGUGAGCGGAUUUAUGCCAGUGUCAAUAAUUGCGAUAUAAAUAAAUCGCUUACUUUAACAGACAGAACUCUGGUUUAGAGCUGAAGUGUAUAUUGUGAGACGCUCUAACAGAAUUAAUGAAGUUCGUGGCUUUAGUUUUCGCUAUGGAGGAAACAGGAAUCCUACACCAUUUCAUGUAGCUAAAAAGGCAUCUCAAGGUUUUUACAAAUUUCAGUCAAUUCAUUAGGAUGGUCUAUUGAAAAUUUACUCUCGCUCAUUCUUGUUGUGACGUUCGAUCCGUCCACACCUCUUGUUGGAUAAACAUUUUUUUAUUAGAGAUGGUUUACCUUACUCUGUGCCUCUAAUAGUUUUGACGCUUAAAAAUGACGCUUGUAGCCAACAGCUGACGCUACAGUUUCGGGGCCCAGGCAUAUUAGGUUAGUUGGUCAGUCUGUGCGUGGCCUUUCUGUGGCGGUUUUUAAGCGGCGCUUGUGGUCUGAGCUGGACUGGUCCUUCGAGAUCGCUUUGCCCUGUGAUGUGAAGGCCAAUAGAUAAUUUUGUAACAAAAGUGUAUAACUAACAAAUGUUUAAUUAUUAAUUUAGUGUAACUGUAACUUUACCACGUUGAAUAACUAUCUUUAUAAAAAAAAAAUAUAUUUUAUUAUUUCGUUGUUGCACUGGUUUUGUUACGUUCGAUGUUAUUAUUUUGUGUUUAAAAUCCACCUGAAUAUUGUAAAUAGAUUGUAUCUUACUCCCUAUGUUUAGUUACUGGAUGUCGAAGACUUUUGUUUAUUUUAUGGAGAAUAUGGAUUAAUGACAUUCAAUGUGGAUGUACUGAUAAAUUAUUAUUACAAAUAAUAUUGAUUUGUUUAAAA
Messenger RNA from Bicyclus anynana (squinting bush brown), 12508 nucleotides. RefSeq names its product sarcolemmal membrane-associated protein (gene Slmap). Gene Ontology annotation, molecular function: protein binding. The record is from RefSeq and is a predicted model, not a curated record. NCBI's taxonomy places the organism in Eukaryota, Metazoa, Arthropoda, Insecta, Lepidoptera, Nymphalidae. The transcript has 13 exons. The coding region runs from base 636 to 3011 and encodes 791 amino acids.